Cetraspora pellucida is the source of this 138-nucleotide messenger RNA. Lineage: Eukaryota; Fungi; Glomeromycota; Glomeromycetes; Diversisporales; Gigasporaceae. The record is from the annotation of a GenBank genome assembly.
UCAGAAGAAGACCAGCAAACAAAGUUUAGAAAAGCUGCAGAGGAAUUCGAAAACAGAAAAUGUUGUGAAAACGAAACCUGUACCCAAUAUAAAAAAACACCCUCCACGACAAGACUUACUGCAAAAGAAAAUGAAUGA